Messenger RNA from Pygocentrus nattereri (red-bellied piranha), 1499 nucleotides. Its product is annotated as aflatoxin B1 aldehyde reductase member 2-like. The transcript has 7 exons. The record is from RefSeq and is a predicted model, not a curated record. The coding region runs from base 235 to 1221 and encodes 328 amino acids. Lineage: Eukaryota; Metazoa; Chordata; Actinopteri; Characiformes; Serrasalmidae.
GACGGUUCCUUGCUUUCCGUCCUUUGCCCUCUUUUACAGGUCAGCAGGUCUGAGCAAGAGUUGCCCACUUAGCGACUUUUCAGACCCAUUUAGUGACUUUUCAGACCCAUCUAUGGACAAAUGGACUAUUUUGCAAAUUUGACGAUGGCGUAAUUUCGCGACUUCUAGCGAUUUUAAAGACAGCCAAUAGCUUCUUUCUUUACUGAGGAGUCGGCAACACUGCUCUCAGACAGCAUGUCGUCCUGCCAAGCCGGACGGACCAAAGUCCCCGCUACUCUUUUGGGGUCGAAUGCAUUCGGGGUGCGCGCUGAAGCGGACGUGAGCGGCAGAAUGGUCCAGGCGUUUCUGGAGCGCGGUCAUCAUGAGCUGGACACUGCCUUCAUGUACGCAGACGGACGGUCAGAGACAAUAAUAGGAGGCAUGCAACUUCCCAAGACAGUUAGAAUUGCCACCAAAGCGAACCCUUGGGAAGGCAAGACACUGAAGCCAGAAAGUGUGCGCUCUCAGCUAGAAACCUCUCUGAAGAGGCAUCAGACCCAGAGCGUGGACAUCUUUUACCUGCACGCUCCUGACCAUGAGAACCCUGUUCAAGAUACACUCCAGGCCUGCAAUGAGCUCCACAAAGAGGGAAAGUUCAAGGAACUGGGUUUAUCCAACUAUGCCUCCUGGGAAGUGGCUGAAAUCUACUCCAUCUGCAAACAUAGCAACUGGGUGCUUCCCACAGUCUAUCAGGGCAUGUACAAUGCCACCACACGACAAGUGGAGACAGAACUCAUUCCAUGCUUGCGACACUUCGGCAUCCGUUUUUACGCGUACAAUCCGCUCGCAGGAGGUCUGCUCACUGGGAAGCAUAAUUAUGAGGUCAAAGAUGGGAAUCAAGUUGAAGGACGCUUCUUUGGAACUCAUUGGGCUGCAGUAUACAGAGACAGGUACUGGAAGGAAAGCCAUUUCCAUGCCAUAGAUUACAUUCUCAAGGCUCUUGAAGCAGCUUAUGGUUCACAGAAGCCAACGCUAGCAUCAGCCGCCAUACGUUGGAUGUAUCACCACUCUCAGCUGAAGGGUGAUCUUGGAGAUGGGGUCCUCAUUGGAAUGUCCACCAUGGAGCAGCUUCAGGAGAACUUGGCAGCAGUUGAAGGCGGCCCUCUGAAGCAGGAGGUCGUGGAAGCAUUCAAGCAUGGCUGGGACCUGGUGGCCCACGAGUGCCCCAACUACUUCCGUUAGACACUGACUAUAAUUAAUGAUUUAACUUCUACAAUCAUUUUAUUUUUCCAAAAGAUCUCAUGGAAAGUUUAGUAAAUUUAUAGAAAUGAAUGCAGAAAAUAAUAUACAUACAUGUAUUUAAUACUUAAAUUUGACAGCGGUAAACCCCAAAACACACUCCUACCCAAAUACCUUAGGCUUAGAAAUCUUUGUGGAUCAGCUUUUAUCUUGUAUCACUAUGUGAAGAUUUUUUUGUAAAGGUUAUCUAUCAUCUGUAAUAAAUGCAAAUGGUAAACUGG